Hyla sarda is the source of this 2750-nucleotide messenger RNA. RefSeq names its product gastrula zinc finger protein XlCGF26.1-like. Gene Ontology annotation, biological process: regulation of transcription by RNA polymerase II. NCBI's taxonomy places the organism in Eukaryota, Metazoa, Chordata, Amphibia, Anura, Hylidae. The coding region runs from base 187 to 2448 and encodes 753 amino acids. The transcript has 4 exons. Gene Ontology annotation, molecular function: DNA-binding transcription factor activity, RNA polymerase II-specific; RNA polymerase II cis-regulatory region sequence-specific DNA binding. The record is from RefSeq and is a predicted model, not a curated record.
CGGCGACAUCCAGGGUAGCGGUGACGGGUCCGGAGAGCAGGGACAGAUGAGCCGAGAGCAGCAGCCCCUGAUCAUGUGACUCCUCCUCCUCCAUGUGACUGAUCACCUGACUGUGACAUCAUCACAGGUCCUGUUAGUACACUUCCUGUACAGCUCUGAGGAAGGAGCUCAUGAAUUGGAGAAGAUAUGAAUAAUAUCAAAGCUCCAGAGACAGAUGUGAAUGGUGAUGAGCAGUAUAUGGAGGACAUCCAUACAGGGAAAGAUGUGUUCUAUAUUAAUGCUACAGACAUGCAGGAAGAAGAAAAGACAGAUGUGAACGGUAAUGAGCAGUAUAAGGAGGACAUUCCUACAGGGAAAGAUAUGAUCUAUAGUAAUGCUACAGACAUAAAGGAAGAAGAGACAGAUGUGAGCGGUGAUGAGCAGUAUAAGGCGGACAUUGCUACAGGGAAAGAUCUGAUCUAUAUUAAUGCUACAGACACAAAGGAAGAAGAAGAGACAGAUGUGAGCGGUGAUGAGCAGUAUAAGGAGGACAUUCCUACAGGUAACCGUCCAGAUGACUGUACCAGGAGAUCAGAGGAGAAUCUUAUAUCUUCAGAUUAUAAAGCAGAUGAUGAUAUCACACAAGAUACAUGUGAAGAACAUUCCAUUAUCCCAGAUACACCCUCAGCCCUUCACAGCCAAGAUCUCUCAUCUGAUCCUUUAAAAAUAGUCCUAUCAUCUGAUUUAUCACAGCAAAAUAUGAGGAUGCUAUUUUCAUGUGCUGAAUGUGGAAAAUGUUUUUCUUAUCAAUCAAAUCUUAUUCAACAUCAAAAAAUUCACACAGAAGAGAAGCCAUUUUUAUGUUCAAAAAGUGGGAAAUGUUUUACUGACAAAUCACUUCUUGCUCAACAUCAAAAAAUUCACACAGGAGAGAAGCCAUAUUCAUGUUCACAAUGUGGAAAAUGUUUUACUGUGAAACCAUCUCUUGUUCAACAUCAGAAAAUUCACUCAGGAAAAAAGCCAUUUUCAUGUUCAGACUGUGGGAAAUGUUUUAUUCAAAAAUGUGAUCUUGUUAAACAUAAAAUAACUCACACAGGAGAGAAGCCAUUUUCAUGUUCAGAAUGUGGAAAAUGUUUUCCUAAUAAAUCAAAUCUAAUUCGACAUAAAAAAAUUCACACAGGAGAGAAACCAUUUUUACGUCCAAAAAGUGGGAAAUGUUUUAUUGACAGAUCACAUCUUGGUCAACAUCAAAACAUUCACACAGGAGAGAAGCCAUUUUCAUGUUCACAAUGUGGAAAAUGUUUUACUGUGAAACCAUCUCUUAUUCAACAUCAAAGAAUUCACUCAGGAGAUAAACCAUUUUCAUGUUCAGAAUGUGGGAGAUGUUUUAUUCAGAAAUGUGAUCUUGUUAAACAUAAAAGAACUCACACAGGAGAGAAGCCAUUUUCAUGUUCAGAAUGUGGAAAAUGUUUUCCUAAUAAAUCAAAUCUAAUUCGACAUAAAAAAAUUCACACAGGAGAGAAGCCAUUUUCAUGUUCAGAAUGUGGGAAAUGUUUUGCUUCUAAAUCACUUCUUGUUUUACAUCAAAAAAGUCACAUCGGUGCAAAGCCAUUUUCAUGUUCAGAAUGUUGGAGAUGUUUUAUUCAGAAAUAUGAUCUUGUUAAACAUAUAAGAACUCACACAGGAGAGAAGCCAUUUUCUUGUUCAGAAUGUGAAAAAUGUUUUUGUAAUAAAUCAAAUCUUAUUCAACAUCAAAAAAUUCACACAGGAGAGAAGCCAUUUUCAUGUUCAGAAUGUGGGAAAUGUUUUGCUUCUAAAUCACUUCUUGUUAUACAUCAAAAAAGUCACACAGGAGAGAAGCCAUUUUCUUGUUCAGAAUGUGAAAAAUGUUUCUCUAAUAAAUCAAAUCUUAUUCAACAUCAAAAAAGUCACAUAGGAGAGAAGCCAUUUUUAUGUUCACAAUGUGGGAAAUGUUUUACUGUAAAACUAUCUCUUGUUAAACAUAAAAAAAUUCACACAGGAGAGAAGCCAUUUUCAUGUUCAGAAUGUGGGAGAUGUUUUAUUCAGAAAUAUGAUCUUGUUAAACAUAAAAGAACUCAUACAGGAGAGAAGCCAUUUUCAUGUUCAGAAUGUGGAAAAUGUUUUACUCUGAAAUCUGUUCUUGUCAAGCAUCAAAAAAUUCACACAGGAGAGAAGCCAUUUUUAUGUUCAAAAUGUGGGAAAUGUUUUAAAGACAAAUCACAUCUUGGUCAACAUAAAAAAAUUCACACAGGAGAGAAGCCAUUUUCAUGUUCACAAUGUGGAAAAUGUUUUACUCAGAAAUCAGAUCUUGUUAGACAUCAAAUAAUUCACACAGGAAAGAAGCCAUUUUCAUGUUCAGAAUGUGGGAAAUGUUUUACUGUGAAAUCACUACUUAUCAGACAUACAAGAAUUCACACAGGAAAGAAGACAAUUCAGAGCAAUAAAUGAUGCAGAUAAGACAUCUAUAUAUUAACCAUGUACAUAGGAUAUCUGACAUUUAUACAUAUAUCAUAUACUGCAUCUCCAAACUUGUUCCCAAUUGUUAAUAAAAGUUUUCUUUUAGAACGUAGUCACCGAUCCAGCGAUGUCAUCACUAUAGUUUACAUGGUAGGAAAAGAGUGUGAUAUAUGGUUGUGAUAUUCACUGCUCCUCAUGGAGAAGACCCAACAGGCAUAAUCCAUGGGGAGCUGCUACUGGAGACCCAAACACCUCAGAGAGAAGGGACUUAUUCCAGUGAUGAAGAAUUCCAG